AUGAUCUCGCCACCCGAUCUCGACCCAUACGUGGUGCUGGGCGUUUCCAAGGAUGCCACCGUCUCCGAGAUCCGAGCUGCCCAUCGAAAACGAGUAUUGAAGUGCCAUCCCGACAAGGUGCAAGAUGAAUCCCAACGAAUUGCUGCUCAAGAUGAGUUUCAGCGAGUCCAGCAAGCCUACGAAACACUAUCCGAUGAGACACGACGCGCCCGCUACGACCAAAAGGCCAAAUUAGCAGAGCUAAAGCGGGAACUGCUCGAGAAGCGCAGAAGAACCGCAGAGUCAACGCCGUAUUCCUCUCCACGAGGAAGUGGAAGUGGGGCUCCCCGCGAAGUGCGAGAAGGUCGCGUCUUUGAGGAACGAGUCCCGGUGGAUAACAUCUUGGAUGAGGAAUUGCGGUACACCGAAGAGCCCCGUUCCAUGUCGCGCAAGUACGAAGAGUUUGGCAUGCGAUCCAAGUCGAAAUCUACCGAUGAAAAGAAGGCCCGCGCGCCUACGAGUAGCCAUCGAGCUGCCAAGGAACAGCGCGAGACAACCAAAGCAAAGCUGGCUGAUCAAGCCAAGCAACGCGACCGCGAGCGCCGCAGCCACAGGCAAGCCUCUGCCAAGUACGAUACCUACGACACGCUUGCGGAAUCCGAUAGCGGUUCCGAAUCCAGUGGCUCUGAAAUCUACGUGCGUCUAAAGAAGCCGACUUACCGAUCCCGCGAGUCCCGUGAAACCCGGGAAUCCAGGGAAUCGCGAUCCCGGCCUACGGAAUCGGUACGGCAUCGUGGUCAUUCAUACGAUGACGACGAUGAUGAAGAUGGGCUUCCCGGUCGAUCCAGCAGCCACAAGCUUCAUCGACAGCAGUACGAGGCUGAGGAGCACAUCCAUCGCUCCAAGCAUGAAGGCCCGCGGGGAUCUCGGUCUCCACAGCGACACCGUGGUUAUGAGUCGGCCGAACCAGAGAUGAACACCAGCCGGCGCACGGCUCGGUCCUCCCGAUCAGCCCGGAACCAGUCUUCCUCGCGCAACAACUCCUGGGAGGACCUAGACUCCCCGCGUCGGGAGCGUGAAGAGUUCAAGGUUCCCAAGAUGCCUAGCUCUUCCACCUCUCCUGCAUACAAGUCAUCUAUCCGCCCUUCCUUGUUUGGAGCCCGCGCCACUACCUCUACCGGCUUCACUCGUCCUAAACGGGAGAGUUCUAGCCGUGACGAGACCAUUCUGGACAAAAUGGUCCGUGAGGCGGCACCCCGAUCCUCAAGACGCUACGACUCUGGCUACUCCAGCCCCAGCACCCCCGAGAUACCCGCCAGGGGCUCCUCCCCCAGCAAGACGGCCACCCGCUACAAGAUCGUUGACCCAGUGAUCAUCGAGCCUUCGAAAGCCUCGUCCAAGUACCGCUCGGUAUCUCCCGAGAGGGCUCGUAUGACCCCCAAGCGAGCCAGCACUUUUGCCACCUUCGACUCAGAGUCCCCUCGCAUAGAGGUCCGCUCUGUGCGUUCUGUACGGACGUACGAUGAUGUCGAAUACACUGCUCGCCCCCGAGCUCAAGAUGUCCAGUACACCCGUGAGAUUCGACCUAACGACGUCCACGUUUCGCCUGGCCGAUCUCAUUACUACAAUGACCCCCGCCAUCCCUCAGUGGGAAGACGGCAGUCAACCUUUGCAUGA
Messenger RNA from Penicillium cataractarum, 1656 nucleotides. RefSeq names its product J domain-containing protein. Bases 1 to 1656 code for a protein of 551 amino acids. The transcript has a single exon. The record is from RefSeq and is a predicted model, not a curated record. Gene Ontology annotation, molecular function: heat shock protein binding. Gene Ontology annotation, cellular component: cytoplasm; nucleus. Lineage: Eukaryota; Fungi; Ascomycota; Eurotiomycetes; Eurotiales; Aspergillaceae.